Brenthis ino (lesser marbled fritillary) is the source of this 1977-nucleotide messenger RNA. Lineage: Eukaryota; Metazoa; Arthropoda; Insecta; Lepidoptera; Nymphalidae. The record is from the annotation of a GenBank genome assembly.
AUGAGUUCAAUUAAAUCGGUAAAUGAGGAUCUGGCGAAAGAAAGGCGAGCUUGCACUUUUAAUGUAAAGGAAGUGACUUAUUUGUUUGAUGGUGAGGACAUUGCUCUAAAUGGAGGUGCAUGGGCCGAUAAAAUACCCGAAGAAUGUCUAGAUACUAAGGCCAGAUACGAAAAUGCUGUAAGAAAAUCUUGUGUCUACGCUAAUAUUGUCAAAAACGAGUUGAUCGAGAUGAAUGGAAUCGAAAGUUUUGGGUCACCGGUUCUUCGUCGAACGGCUGAUGCAUUUUUUAAAGACAUAUCACCGUUUUUACUGCAUGUUGGCAUGUUCGUUCCAACUCUCUUUGGUCAAUGCACGGCAGAACAGCAAGCGAUGUGGCUACCAAAGGCUUUGAGUAUGCAAAUUAUUGGAGCUUACGUACAGACAGAACUUGGUCAUGGAACGUUCAUCAGGGGAUUAGAAACUACUGCCACUUAUGACCCGACGACUGAAGAAUUUGUUCUCCACAGUCCAACGUUGACGUCUUACAAGUGGUGGGCUUCAGGACUCGGUCGAACAGCAAAUCACUGUGUGGUCGUAGCCCAAUUAUAUACUCAAGGCAAAUGUUACGGCACUCAUCUCUUCAUAGUCCAAAUUCGUGAUAUGGAAACCCACAAACCUCUACCUGGUAUUAAAGUUGGGGAGUUAGGUCCUCGCAUGGGUUUCAAUACGGCAGAUAAUGGAUUCUUAGCAUUUAAUCAGUAUCGGAUACCCAGAAAUAAUAUGUUAAUGAAGAAUGCUCAAGUAAAAAAGGAUGGUACAUACGUAAAAACGGCGAGACAUGGCAAAUUGACAUAUGGGACCAUGGUGUUAAUACGAGUCAACUUGGUUGGUGAAGCAUCGUUUAAUCUCGCUAAAGCAGUAACUAUUGCGGUGCGGUAUUCGGCUGUCAGACGACAAUCUGAGCUGCGGCCAGAUGCUCCAGAGCCACAAAUUCUGGACUAUCCAACGCAGCAGCAUAAGCUAUUCAUUUGCAUAGCGACUGCCCACGCCUUCCAACUCGCCGCUUCGUGGCUGUGGGGCACAUUCACCGCGGUCCAAGCUGAUAUGGUGAAGGGAAAUGUUGACACUUUACCUGAGCUGCAUGCUCUGUCGAGUUGCCUCAAAGCUGUCAGUACGUCCGACGCAGCGAUAUACAUAGAGCAAUGUAGAUAUGCCUGUGGCGGACAUGGAUACAUGGUAUCCUCGAAUUUACCCAAUUUAUACGCAUAUGUAGCGGCCACUAGGACUUAUGAGGGAGACUAUACAGUGUUACUUUUGCAGACUGCGAGGUUUUUAGUAAAAGCUUGGGAGCAAGCGGAAGCUGGUAAUGUGAUGACACCUACUGUAGCGUAUCUAAAUCGAUACUUUAAUACUAAGGAGAAAGUGCUUUGGGAAAAUACUCCUGAGGGUAUAAUUCGAUCCUUCCAAGCGGUUGCAGCAGGGAAAACUACUUUAUGUGUAAAGAAUAUUCGAGACAGAAUGAAAUCCGGCAAAGACUACGAAGACGCCUGGUUGUUGACUACGGUUCAACUUGUGAAUGCAGCCGAGGCUCAUUGUCGCGCAGUGUUGCUACUAACGUAUUGGAAUGAAAUUCAAAGACUGACUGAAACUUGCAGUGAAAAUGUAAAAACUGUAAUGAAUCAUCUCGUUAUGUUGUAUUUAGUUUAUUGGGCUUUGGAGAGGACCGGAGAUCUUUUACGGUAUUCGUCAAUAUCUGAGCAAGACAUUGAUCACCUCCAACGGCGGUAUGAGGAAUUAUUGGAAAGUAUAAGGCCGAAUGCCGUCGGACUCGUCGACGCGUUCGAUGUAAGAGACGAACUUUUGCACUCCACUUUAGGUUCUUAUGAUGGGCGAGUGUACGAGAGAAUCAUGGAAGAAGUAGAAAAGAACCCUGUGAACAUGGAAUCUGUUAGUCCAAGCUAUCACAAAUACAUCAAACCGAUGAUAAAAGGGAAAUUG